Molecule: messenger RNA, 1815 nt
Organism: Cladophialophora immunda
Lineage: Eukaryota; Fungi; Ascomycota; Eurotiomycetes; Chaetothyriales; Herpotrichiellaceae
Exons: 2
Coding region: 535-1725 (396 amino acids)
Biological process (GO): transmembrane transport
Cellular component (GO): plasma membrane
Molecular function (GO): water channel activity
Source: RefSeq, a predicted model, not a curated record
ACACACACACACACACACACACAGGCGGUACCGGUACUGAUCCCGAUCCCGAUCCCGAUUCUCGACGCGCCCAGGGUUUCGCUUCGGGACUACGUUUCUUGGACUCGCUUGGGAAGAGAGGCCAAGACGCCCGUGUAUUUGUGCUCUUCAUUGCUCGAGGCACAAGCGACCACGUACGGGCCAUCGAGCGCGGAUCGCGUCGGACUUGAAAACCCAUCUCUGAGUGCGUGGAGUCUGGGUGGGAGAAGGAGCGGGGACAAGAGGGAAAAACAGAGAGGAAAGGGCGCUUGAAGAAAGAAGUGAGCGGAGGAGGAUUUGGUUGAUGUUGAGCUGCUGGGAUUCUCGAGUGACAAAGGCUGGAGUACGGGGACAGAGCCAGUGAUUCUCGAUCCACGAGCGGCCGAAAUCCGAAGCUGAAGCUGGCGCCGCAAUACAGCAGAUUCCCAUCCUCAAAAGUCCCUGGACCGCGUCGUCCCCAAACAUCCGCAGUCUUUUCGAGGCAGCUAGGGCUAGAUCACCACACACUCAGCGUCCAUGACUGAUUCAGCCCACGCAACACAACCGCAUCAAAUCCAGCCCACCACGGAGGAACAGCAGUUCAAGGCUCCCUCGCCUCCUCCAUCCCCAACCUUCCACCCCAGCCGCACCCUCCCCGACCGCUUCCCUUCCACCACCGCCUACGAAAUGUCCACCACCGCUACUAGGCAGACGCUCAACCCGAACUCUCUCGCAUGCCGCAGGCGCCGCGGCGGCUCUUUGAGCGCCCCCUUCGCCGGUCGUUUGGGCGGCAACCAAGAAUUCACCGUCGACCGCUCCGAUCCGCAGAAUGAGGAGUUGCUGAAAAAGGUCCCCGACGCGGCACCUAAUCUGAGCUUGCAGGAGAGUUUCGAUCUUCGAGGUUUCCGGGAGGCCGAGCUGUGGAAGGCAGCGCUGAUCGAGUUUGUUGGCACCUUGAUCUUCGUCUGGGCCUCAGCGUGGAACAGUCUCUCCCCAAACACCCCUCCACCGUUGCCCUCCGAGACAUCCGGCCCCUUCGGCCGUUCGUACUUCCUGGGUCCUCUCGUCGCCGCUCCAAUAAAUGCAAUCCUCCUUGCACUCCUAAUCUUCUCCUUCGGUGCCGUUUCCGGAGCUCAUAUGAAUCCCCUGAUCACGAUCGGGACAUUUUUUGCGAGGUUAACCACCUUUCCCCGUCUGGUGUUGUACCUGGCGGCGCAGAUCUCGGCUGGUGCGCUUGCCGGGCUGCUGUUAAGAGCGGCGGCAAAUACCAGAGAAUUCAAGGUCGGGGGAUGUUAUCUCUUCGAGGAUAUGGGGACUCCUGUAACGAGUGCGUUCACCGUCGAAGUAGUCGCUGACUUGCUGCUGCUUGUACUCGCAUUCGGAGUCGGUCUGGAUCCCCGUCAGCGCGAGAUUUUUGGCCCAGCCCUGGGACCAAUCUUUGUUGGGCUGGCCGUGGGAAGUAUGGCGCUGUGUACAGCAUUCACACUGCCCGCAUACGGCGGUGCUGGCAUGAAUCCAGCGAGGUGUUUCGGUGUGUUUGUGGGCAGCCGCUUCCCAGGCUGGCACUGGGUGCACUGGGUGGCGCCUCUUGUGGCCAGCAUUUUCCAUGGCAUGGUGUAUUUCCUGGUCCCGCCGGGUGAGCCCAAUAGGGCGAAUGCACACAAGAUCGGGAGAGUCACGCCAAAAACCGAGCCCCAGGAACAGGAGGAUGGAAAGGAGAGCGUGUAGAGUCUCAUGAUGGGCUUCUGCUUUCGCAGUUUUGAGAUAAUCGUAAUGGCAGACUGUCACUCGGCGACCAUGGGUGAUCGUGUCAAGCAC